This is a messenger RNA of Protopolystoma xenopodis, 534 nucleotides long. NCBI's taxonomy places the organism in Eukaryota, Metazoa, Platyhelminthes, Monogenea, Polystomatidea, Polystomatidae. The record is from the annotation of a GenBank genome assembly.
AUGGCUGGCCUUGGCAGGUCACCUCCAAUCAGAAGAACCCAUCUUUUCGACCGUGUCCAUACCUCUCGACCAUAUCCUUCCUCCCCUCACUCACCUUUUGCCUCCCCACCACCCUUCAUCUUUGCUCCCACCCCCAACGGGGCUGGCCACCUCAUCUCACCUCGUGAUGGGUUAUUUUUGUUACACCACUCGCAUUCAUUUCAGCCCAACAACCCACUUUGCCUCCGCCCACCCACACCACCCCCCUCACUUCGGCCAAGUACACCUUCGUCGUCCCCAGUCUUCCCCCGUACCCCAUUUGUUAGUACCACUCUUACUACCUGCGCUUCUGCUAUUUUUGAUGCCAUCGCCACAAUGCUACCAAUUUCAAAAAGAACAGCAGCGGCUCUCUCCGAAUCACUGCGCCUCGAUCGCAAUGCCCCCCCUCCCCGUUUCAGCCCGUCACACCCGCUUUCUCACACCGCCUGCCUUACAACUCAGGCACACGUUAAUAGGAUGUCACUUGUGCGUCACGAGAGCAGCGCCGUCAUGUGA